AUGAAAUUUCCUUAUAAAUUAUCACAUAAACACGAACUCCUGAUUCCUAUACCAAUAGCAUAUAGUUUUUACCUCUAUCGAUAUAGAAGUAAACGAGAUUAUAUUGAUUUUGCAUUAACAUUUUUGUUAACAAAUAUUCUUGGUUUUAUUAUUUAUUACAUUGUACCAGCUGCACCACCAUGGUAUAUUGAAAUCUAUGGAUUUAAUAUGAAUAUGAAAGCAGCUGGCAAUCCAGCUGGUUUUAUACAUUUUGAUAAGAUAACAGGACUAGGCAUAUUUUCAGCGAUGUAUUCCAAAAAUGCAAAUGUUUUUGCUGCUAUACCAUCUUUACAUGCAGCUUACCCUGUUAUAACUGUACUUUAUGGUUCAUUAAGUAAAAAAAUUUGGCUACAUAUAGGAUUUGUUUUAUUUACAUUAAGUGUCUGGUUUUCUGCUGUAUAUUCUCGACAUCAUUAUGUGUUAGAUGUUCUUGUUGGCGGUACAUGUGCAGUAAUAGCUUAUAUACUUUAUCGUCUUAUAUCUCGUAUACCAACAAUAAAUCGAUUACUUGCUGCAUACAGUAAAUUAAUUUAA
This is a messenger RNA of Rotaria sp. Silwood2, 573 nucleotides long. NCBI's taxonomy places the organism in Eukaryota, Metazoa, Rotifera, Eurotatoria, Philodinida, Philodinidae. The record is from the annotation of a GenBank genome assembly.